Lytechinus pictus (painted urchin) is the source of this 1605-nucleotide messenger RNA. RefSeq lists its product as uncharacterized. The transcript is spliced from 2 exons. NCBI's taxonomy places the organism in Eukaryota, Metazoa, Echinodermata, Echinoidea, Temnopleuroida, Toxopneustidae. The coding region runs from base 1 to 1605 and encodes 534 amino acids. The record is from RefSeq and is a predicted model, not a curated record.
AUGAGAGCUCGAACAAUCAUACCCAAGAAGUCUUCAAUAGAAAUUGCAUUCAGACCUUUCCGGGAGUCUAACAUCCGUGCUUUUGGUGAGGAGAUCACGUCUACUAGCUGGAGUUACCUUCUUGAGCACCCGACCGUCGAAGAUAUGGCUUCUGAUUUCCAGGAUUCUCUUUCUCGGAUGUUCCAUCUACACUUCCCUUUAGUUAAUGUCAAACGUAGAUCUCGGGAUAAGCCUUGGAUCACUAAACGCAUCUUAUCGCUAAUUAAGGAAAGGCAGUGUGCUUUCAAAUCUAAUAGGAUGGCACAUUAUAGGAAUCUUCGCAAUCGAGUCAAACGUGAGGUACAAGUACAAAAGGAUCACUUCUAUUCUCAGAAAGUUAUGAUUUUGCGGAAAUCCAACCCGAAAAGUUGGCAUCAGCAAAUUCGUAGCAUCACUGGAAUGAAUAAAAGAGCUACAUCCCUUCCUGGUUGUGAAAUGCGCCCUAUCGAUCAAGCUAAUCUUAUUAAUGGCCAUUUCGCUCGUAUUUGUAGUCAACUACCUCCGCUUGACAUCUCUACUCUACAGUAUUUCUUACCUGCAUCACAACCACCCCCUAGAGUGGAAGCAUAUCAGGUUCAUCAAGAAUUGCGCAAGCUCAAUGCUUCUAAAUCCUGUCAUCAUGAUGAUGUACCUGUCAGACUCAUUACUGAAUUUGCCCCGGAAUUAGCUGAACCAUUGGCUAUGAUCUUCAAUAGUAGUCUGGAGUCUGGCAUCUUCCCUGAUUGUUGGAAGAACUCUGACAUUGUCCCUAUUCCCAAGACGUUCCCCUGUAACUCUGUUGAUCUGUUAAGACUAAUAUCUCUUACCCCCACCUUUGCUAAGGUUUUUGAGUCAUUCUUAACCAAGUGGUUGUAUCAGGAUAUCAGAAAUAAGAUAGAUAAGCAACAGUUUGGUAACAUUAAAGGAUCAUCAACCUCCCACUAUAUGAUAAGCUUGAUUGAUUCAAUCCUCAAAGGAUUUUCUGCUCUCCAACACGAUGAGUCUUUGCGCAGUCAGGGCAUCACUUUGGAGAUUGGCCGUGCCAAGAACAUCAACAAGAAUCCUGUCGCUGAGAAGGCUGUCCGUGAGCUGGAAGAUGAGCUGCUUCGUGAUGAUCCCCGUGGUGGUCCUGUUACUCCACUUGCGCUUGCUCUGGCUACCGCACGUCUUAACAGCCGUAUCCGUGGCGUUGGUCUUUCUGCUCGUGAGCUUUGGACCCAGCGUGACCAAUUCACAAGUGAACAGAUUCCGUUGCGUGACAUGGACGUUAUUACCAAUCAACAUGAGAAACGGCUCUCCAACCAUGGCCCCAGUAUGGAAUCGAAGGCACCCAAACGCCUAUCUUCGAUGGGAGAGUCUCUUGUUCACGUUGGUGACCUUGUCUACCUGCGCUCGGACCGGACUAAGACCCAGGCCAGACCUCGCUACCUUGUCUGCAGUGUCGACAACGAUUGGUGCAACAUUCGCAAGUUUGUUGGGAGCCAACUACGUUCUACGUCAUACCGUGUCCGGCGCUCGGAUUGCUUGAAGGUCCCCCCAGGGAUUCCUACCUCUCAUCCUUCUCGACCGAGGGUUUCUGAUGGGUGA